UUUGCUUACCUCUGAAGACACAGAUCAAAUUCCAACCUUGUUCUCUCACGACUCGGUCGCGAGCUUUUGACAGUCCUACACUCUUCGCCGCUCUCUCUAUAUAGGUCCCUUUGUCUCCUGCUGAUUCGAAACUUCGUCUUUCAGAUCCACGUAUAGGGUUUCUCUCUCUCUCUCUCUACAAGCACGAAAAAUGCACGGUCGUCCUCGCAAAGCCCCAACUCCAGAAGAAGAAAAAGCUUUAGCUCUCAAAGCUGCUAAACUACGCCCCCUCCAAUCUCAGUUCCUCCAUUUUCAUCACAACAAAAUUUACACAAAAGAAGCCCUAGAGGUCAAUGCGAAGCUUCUCGAGGCCAAUCCUGAGUAUCUCACAGCUUGGAAUUACAGAAAAUUCGCUGUUGAACACAUUCUCAGUCAUUCUGAGACUGAUACAGAGAUUGAUCCAGACUUCAUUAAAUCUAUUUACAGCGAAGAACUGAGAGUUACAGAGCGUGCAUUGGCAAAGAAUUAUAAGUCUUAUGGUGCCUGGUAUCAUCGUAAAUGGGUGCUAAGCAAGGGGCAUUCAUCUGUAGAUCGGGAAUUGCAGCUUCUGGGGGUGUUACUGAAGAAAGAUUCCAGGAAUUUCCAUGCAUGGAAUUACCGGAGAUUUGUGGCAGCAUUAAAGAACAGAUCAGAUGAAGAGGAGCUACAAUUCACUACUGAUUUGAUAAAUGAAAACUUCAGUAACUAUUCUUCUUGGCAUAAUCGUAGUGUAAUUUUGUCUCAUUUACUGGAGAAAAGGGCUCAAGGAUCUUUCUCAAAGGAGAAGGUUCUGACAGAGGAGUAUGACCUUGUACACCAAGCUCUUUUUACUGACCCAGAUGAUCAGAGUGGAUGGUUUUAUCAUCUUUGGCUUCUUGAGCAAACGGUUAAAGUGAUGAAUCCUCUGCUGGUUUCUACCUGGCCACCUCAUGGUUCUAAUCUUAAUGUAUCAGUAGAUGGUUUCCUGGAUACUUGUGCUUCGUCUCCUAUCACAGGUUUCCAUCUUAAUAGUGGGAUAAUUCCACUCAUUCUUUAUUUUAACGAAGCAGUUGAAGGUGUGAGCUCAUCUACAAUAACUGUGGAAUCCAUAUAUAACACAAAUAAAGAUUUAAUUUGGUCACCACUUUCAACAAACAACUCUGGGAGUGCCCAAGCUUGGGUAACAUAUCUAACUUUUCACGAGGAGAAUCUCCAUUCUUUACAAGCUCAUCCAGUAAAGGUUAGCCUUGGACAUUCAGAGGGAAUCGUGUCUUUGAGUGGAUUUCACCAUAGCCAUCCUUCUCAUUUUGAAUUUACCGUUUUUAUACAACCUCAUGGUUCACAACAUGCUGAAAUGAAAAGUGCAGAGAUGAUAUCAUGGGGAGACGAAAAUUUUCUUACUGGUGAAACACAUCUUCAGGAACCAAGCCAAAUUAAAAUUUUUGAUCAACUGAGGAAUAGUGAGGUGAAUGAGCCAACAGCUUCUAAUUGGAGCGCUGAGACUAUAGUUAAUGAGAUAGCUCUUUUCCGGGAAUUGCUGUCAGAGAUAAACUGUAAAAUUGGAAAGCUUAUGCUUGCAAGAUUGUUGACUGCACAUGAUGCAAUGAUGUCAUAUGAUAAAACUCCAGAGACAUGCAAGAUGGUCCAUUCUGAAGAAGUUAAAGAAUUAUAUAGUGAUCUUAUGACAAUGGACCCACCACAUUCUCAAUACUACAAGGAUGAAUACAGCUUAGCCGUAUUAAAGCAGCUGACCUCCAGUCCGGAAUCUUUGCUGAGGCAUUGCUGUAAUUACAGGGACUCAGCAUCAUCAGGCACCAAUAAUUAUAUCUGUUUACGACUCAGUAAUCUUUCAUUGUCACGUAUUGGGUCUAUUGAGAAAUUACUGUGGGUCCAAAUGCUAGACCUCAGCCACAACCAACUUAGCUCAAUUGAAGCAUUGCAGGCUAUGCAACUUCUUUCUUGCUUGAACGUUAGUAACAACAAAAUUGGUAGUUUUUCUGCCCUGGAGCCUUUAAAACUGCUGAAGUCAUUGAAAGUGUUGGAUAUCUCAUACAAUGAAAUUGGUGCACACGCUGUCGACACAAGAAGGUACUUAUGCUCUUCUCCCCUCUCCCAUACGGUAGGAAGUGAUUGGAAUUUUGGUGAAUUUGCAAUCAGUGGUGUCAAUGUGACAAAUUACUGGGAAGCUUUUACAAUUUUUAAAGACUCGAAGUUGACACAAUUAGACAUUAUUGGGAAUGUUGUCGCUGAAGAAGAGUUUAUGUCAUUUCUGGUUAAGAUAUUGCCUGCACUUAAUUGGCUCGAUGGUGUAGAAUUGCAUUGAUUCUACAUUCUCUAUAUCAGGUUUCUCUCUCUUUCCUUAUCCUGUUUCUCAUACGGUUCAGUUGUAGCUUGUUUUCAUACAAUUUACCAAAGAACAGUUGCUGUUUUGUAAGAUAGUGAACAUUUGCUUAUACACUUUCCCCCCCAACUAUUUUGCCAUACAUGGUCUUUGUAAUUUUAUGAAUUUAUCAAUUGAUCUCUAUUUUCACCGUUUCCUGCA
Camellia sinensis is the source of this 2539-nucleotide messenger RNA. It is a transcript of the gene RGTA1, whose product is annotated as RAB geranylgeranyl transferase alpha subunit 1. Lineage: Eukaryota; Viridiplantae; Streptophyta; Magnoliopsida; Ericales; Theaceae. Gene Ontology annotation, molecular function: Rab geranylgeranyltransferase activity; protein binding. The record is from RefSeq and is a predicted model, not a curated record. Gene Ontology annotation, cellular component: cytoplasm; Rab-protein geranylgeranyltransferase complex. Gene Ontology annotation, biological process: protein geranylgeranylation.